UCAAAGUUUUAGUUUGAGGUUAUAUAAAGUUCGAUUUUGUUUCUUUCGUGCAUUUUGUUAAAUUAAAUAGGCAUAAUUUUUGUAUUUCUAAAGGUGUUAAAAAUAUUUGACCCCCCCUCUCUCUUUAUACUUAAUAUGAAGGCCCUCAUACAGCGAGUGAUGAAAAGUAGUGUUUCAGUCGGCGGCGAAGUAGUUAGCAGUAUAGAUCAAGGACUAUGUGUUCUAAUUGGCAUUUCAAACACAGAUACAACUAAAGAUAUGGAGUACAUUGUGAAAAAGAUCCUCAAUACCAAGUUAUUUGAGAACAAUGAGGGUAAACGAUGGGCUCACAGCGUGGUGGACAAGGAGUUGGAGAUCCUCUGUGUCAGCCAGUUCACACUGUAUCACACAUUGAAGGGUAAUAAACCAGAUUUCCAUCAUGCAAUGCCAGGCGAAAAAUCUAAAGAGUUUUAUGAAGAUUUUUUACAAAUGCUCAGAAAGUCAUACAAAGCAGACAAAAUCAAAGAUGGUGUGUUCGGAGCCUACAUGCAAGUUUCCAUUCAGAACGAUGGUCCCGUCACUAUACAAGUAGAAUCACCUAACAAUAAUGCAAUAAAAGAAGUCCCAAGUUAAAAA
Plutella xylostella (diamondback moth) is the source of this 615-nucleotide messenger RNA. RefSeq names its product D-aminoacyl-tRNA deacylase (gene Dtd). Gene Ontology annotation, molecular function: D-tyrosyl-tRNA(Tyr) deacylase activity. Gene Ontology annotation, biological process: tRNA metabolic process. The record is from RefSeq and is a predicted model, not a curated record. NCBI's taxonomy places the organism in Eukaryota, Metazoa, Arthropoda, Insecta, Lepidoptera, Plutellidae. Gene Ontology annotation, cellular component: cytoplasm.